This is a messenger RNA of Fundulus heteroclitus (mummichog), 1642 nucleotides long. Its product is annotated as zinc finger protein 862-like. The coding region runs from base 22 to 1119 and encodes 365 amino acids. Lineage: Eukaryota; Metazoa; Chordata; Actinopteri; Cyprinodontiformes; Fundulidae. The transcript has 4 exons. The record is from RefSeq and is a predicted model, not a curated record.
UGUCACACGGUCUGUGUGUCAAUGUGCCGUGCUCAAUCUGAGCCUCUGCUCGAGACCCCCUCAGUGACUGCGCUACUCGCCAUGUCGGAGCAAACAAGCACCAAAAUGAAAAUAUUGUUUCGCACCGUACAUGCCAUUGGCAAGAAAGCGAGGCCAUUUUCUGACUUCGAGUGGAUGUGUGAUUUGGAUGAACAAAAAGGAAUUGCUGUGGGAUCAACAUACCGAAAUGAAAAGCAGGCCAAAGUGUUUAUGAACUAUAUAGCAGAAGUGGAGAGAGAAAAAAUCAAAGAGAAUGUUAAAACCACAAAGUUUCUCUCCAUUACCACUGAUGGCUCCACCGACAGUUCUGUGAAGGAGGAGGAGUUAGUUUAUGUCAGAUUCAGUCAUCUGGGCAAAAUUGAAUCAAAGUUUGUAGGCAUCAAGUCAGUAGAGAAGGCAGACGCAUCACACAUAAGCCAAGCCAUCUGUGACAUCAUGGAUCAAGUGAGUGAUGACUGGGGGAGCAAGUUGGUCGCUAUAGGAACUGAUGGAGCUUCAGUGAUGACCGGAUCCAAAAAUGGUGUCGUCAGCAAGCUGAAGGGUGACAAGAGCUACAUCAUUGGCAUCCACUGCAUGGCACAUCGCCUUGAACUGAGCUUUUCUGAUGCCGUGCGGUCAAAUUUGAUGUUCCAGAAAGUAGAGGACCUGUUUUGUGGGCUCUACACUUUUUAUCACACAAGUCCACUCAACAGGGCAAAGUUGAUUAACAGCUUCCAGGCUCUUGGGCAUACAUCAUUGGUGCCCACAAGAAUUGGUGGGACCCGAUGGGUAGGACACCUGUUGCGUGCCCUGGACCACUUAUUACAAGGUUACCAGGGACUUGUCCUUCAUCUUGAGCAGAUUCAAUCCCCGGAUUCCCAAAAUGUCAGAAGUGUCCAGAAAGCCAAAGCCAGGAAAUACUACUCUGUUGCUAGGGAAGCUGUUAUUGUCCGCUUCUGUGGGUUCCUGCAUGACACUCUCACACAUCUGAGCAGCCUGUCCACCUGUCUGCAGAGGUCUGCCAUCACUAUAGCAGAAGCCCACUCUGCUUUGACCUCAACACAGGCUUUACUGGAGAAGUACAAAACCAGAUUUUGGUGACACAGAACUGGAAACACUUGUUGACCACUUCAAGCCUGUCCUGGAGACCUCUGGUAUCCAUGUUGAAAGGAUCCUUGACCAGUGGACUGUCCUCAAGGUGAUUUUGUACCAAGAAUCUAAGUCCCUGCUGAAGACAUCCUGGGUCAGUGUCAACAGGAGCUGUCAGCAUUCCUGCCCUGAUUUGCUGGCUUUAUUUGACUUGGUCCUGUCCCUCCCUGCCUCCACUGCUGAAUGUGAAAGAGGUUUCAACACAAUGAAACAAGUUAAAACAGACUGGCGGUCCAAUUUAAACCCUGAAACACUGUCAGAUCUCCUUAUGGUUCAGUUGUGUUCUCCGGAGAUCAACACUUAUGAUCCCACUGAGGCUGUAAUGCUGUGGCACAAAGACUGUGUCAGGAGCAGGAGGCCAGACUUCAUGGACUGUGUAAAAGCACCAAAAGUAUAGAGCGAGGAGUCUGAUUAGAAUUCAAUGAAUGAAAUCAGAAAUUAGCAAUAUAUUGAAUAAAUGUUUUUCUUGUUACUA